GAGAUAUUUCUUUAGCUUUUGGUAAAGUGGAAAUUUCUUCUUGAGCUUUUUGUAAAAUGGAAAUUUCUUGGAAACUACAUCUCUAUCUCUUUCUUUCUUUCUCUCUAUAUAGGUCAUUUCAUUGAGGUGCUAAAACCCCUGACAUUUAUCUCAACAUCAGAAGGUGGUGAUCUUGGAAGCUAACAUCUCUCUCUAUAUAGGUCAUUUCAUUAAGGUGCUAAAAAUACAUAGAUGGCAUCUUCAUCAUCUUCUCCUUCUGCUCUAGCCUUUUCUACUCCUCUGUGGAAGUAUCAUGUUUUUCUUAGCUUUAGAGGGGAAGACACGCGUAAGACUUUUGUGGAUCAUUUGUACACAGCUCUUGUACAACAAGGGAUCUACACUUACAAGGACGAUGAAACACUUCCCCAUGGAGAAUCAAUCGGUCCUACCCUUAUGAAGGCUAUCGAAGAAUCACAGAUUGCCAUCAUUGUAUUCUCUAAAAAUUAUGCAGAUUCUUCAUGGUGCUUAGAUGAACUUGCAUAUAUUAUGAAAUGCAAGGAUACAAAAGGCCUAACCGUAAUGCCCAUAUUUUAUGACGUGGAGCCCUCUGCUGUACGAAAACAAAAACAAAAUUAUGGAAAAGCAUUUUUCAAACAUGGGUUAGAGAACAAUGACAAGGUUGGAUCUUGGAGGAAAGCACUAGUGGAUGCAAGUAACCUUUCUGGAUGGGAAACCAAACAAAUAGCCAACGGGCAUGAAGCACAAGGCAUCAAAGAAAUUGUUGACACAAUUACACAGAAGUUGCAUCUAGCAACUUCAAGUGCAAAUAAAGACCUGAUUGGAAUAGAGGCUCGUGUGCAAGAUUUUAAAUCAAAGUUACAAAUGGAUUCAUGUGGUGUGUGCAUGAUUGGAAUAUGGGGGGUUGGGGGUGGUGGUAAAACUACUCUUGCAUCUUACGUUUAUAGUGAAAUCUCUAGCAACUUUGAUGGUUCUUGCUUUGUUGAAAACAUUCGAGACGAAUCAAGCAAGUACGGUUUGCAAAAAUUGCAGGAAAAGAUUCUUAUAGAAGUGUUGAAACAAAAAGAAAUGGAAGUGCAUAGAGUUGAAGAAGGAAGAUGCAUGAUAAGGGAUAGGUUGUGCCAUAGAAAGGUCUUGAUUGUUCUUGAUGAUGUCGAUCACUUUGACCAACUAAAAGCGUUAGCUGGAUCACAUGAUUGGUUCGGCGAUGGAAGCCGAAUAAUAAUAACAACUAGAGAUGAGCAUUUGUUAAAUGCUCACAAAGUAGAUGUCAUACACAAUGUUAGCUUGUUAAAUGAUGAUGAGGCUAUUAAGCUCUUUAGCAAGCAUGCACUCCGGGAUUAUAGACCUAUGAAAGAUUUUGCGCUGCUUUCAAGUGAUGUGGUUUCUUAUGCUGGUGGCCUCCCAUUAGCACUUACGAUUCUGGGUUCUUUUCUGUGUGACAAAGACAUUAUUGAGUGGAGGAGUGCAUUAGCCAGACUGAAAGAGAUCCCAGAGUCUGAUAUUGUGGAAAAACUAAAAAUCAGCUAUGAUGGACUUAAACCGGUUGAGAAAGAGUUGUUCCUUGAUAUUGCAUGUUUCUUCAGUGGGGAGUAUAAAAAUGAAAGAUGGAGUUUUUGAUAUGCAUGAUCUGGUGCAAGAAAUGGGACACUACAUUGUUAGAGGGAAACACCCAAAAAAUCCUGAAAAACAUAGUAGAGUUUGGAAGAAGGAAGACCUUCUCAAAAUAUGUGCUAUGGAUGCGACGAAGGAACUUGACAUGGUUGAAGCAAUACAAUGCAAUAGUUAUGAUCUAGUAGAACCUGUUCCUCGGAUUAUUGCAAACAUGAAAAAUCUUCGGUGGAUUUAUUGGAGAGGUGACCUUGCGAGUCCGUUUCCUAGUAACUUUCUACCAAGUGAGCUUUGUUGUCUAACAUUGGAUGGCAUAUCGCAGAAACAACUUUGGAAGGGUUACAAGCAUUUGCUAAAUUUGAAAAUCAUGGAACUUGCUGAUUUGAAAAACCUAAUCAAGACACCAGAUUUUGAUGGACUUCCAAAUCUUGAAAGAUUUACUCUUCAUGUAUGUCACUGUUUAAAAGAGAUUCAUCCAUCGAUAGGACGCUUGGAAAGGCUUGUUUUCUUAUCUAUAAAAUAUUGUGCCAGUCUUAAGAUAUUUCCACCCUUAACCCGACUAAAGAAACUCGAGACCCUUUCAGUAUCACAUUGCCCCAAACUUGUUAAGCUCCUAGAGAUCCCACAAAACAUGGACAAAUUAUCAUAUCUUCAUUUGGAUAAUGGUGGGAAAGAAGUUGCAUCCUACAAAAAACCUUCAACAAACUUUUUGGUUACGUGGUGGAUGUGUGGUGAUGUAGAAGUUAAGAAACCACAGAAGGACCUCGAUGAUGUAGAAUGUAGUUUACAGGAGCCUUGUGUACCUCUCAACCACAUAAGAAAGUUGGAUCUUUCAUACUGCAGUGUGGGAGAUAAAGACAUUGACUAUGCUGUUUGGGAUUUACCCAACUUGGAAGAACUCAAUCUAUCAGGAAAUAAGUUUUCACGAUUAAGUUUUAGUAGCAUGCGGCUUCCCCGACUCAAAUGGCUCAACGUGUCAUACUGCAAACAACUUACAGAAUUGUCAGAGCUUCCAUCGAGUAUAGCUGUUGUGAAGGCGGAUUAUUGUAGGUCGCUUAAAAGCUUUGGAGAUAUUUCAAACUGUAAAUGGUUGUGGAAAGUCUCACUUUGGGGGGAGAACAAACUUGUUGGUGACAUAUUACUAGACUCCAUGCUCCAGGGAAAUGCUCUUGAAGAUCAUUUUAUCAGUGUUGCUCUUGAACGUCAGAUGAUUCCAAAGGGGUUUGUUGGUAGGCUCUUUAGGUGGAAAACAUUUGUACUGCAUCUUCCACAUGAUUGGUACAAUGACUUUUGUGGGUUCUUAAUAUGCUUUCUUACCAAAAUAAAUGCUCCAUAUCUUUACAUAAAAAUCGAGUGGGAGGUAGAUAAAGAUUCUCGAUCUGAGAUUUGUGAGGAGUCUAAUGAAGCACCGGGUGUUGAAUAUCAUGAAACAAAGACAUAUGUGGGAUAUGUUUCCUUUAGUUCAUUGAGGCACACAACAUUGUUGAAUUCCUCAUGCAAUAAGAUUUCAUUUUCCAUAGACAUGGGUUGCAGUUCGGCUGCAGCUCAGAGUAAUUUUGGAGUUGAGCUAGUUCCUAGGAAAAUUAAAGGUGAUGAGAUGCAGAAAACAGAUUGCUCCGAAUUUUGGGACAAAGAACUUGAGGAUGAAACUACAUUUAUGAUCCAACAUGAUUCACCUUCUUCUAUCAAGAUUUCAUGGCAACCUUACCUCUACCCACGGUUGCAGAAAUUGACACUGGAGGUGAAUGUACACAAUAUAAAAGAAAUGCAGACUUUCACGACAGUUGCCGCCCUUAUAGGGAACAGUACUUUUCUAUAGACAUGGAAAACAAAAAAUUGAUGUUGAAACAUUACAUGGCUUACUAUUCCAAAGGUGGUGUUAUUUGCUGAGUUAUUUGAUAGAUAUAGGAAGCAUAUAAGGAAAAGAUGCAUUAGGUACAUGUAUAUUGAAGUACGUUUCAAGAACUCAUGUGGGAAAUUGUCAAUGUACAAGAAAAGAUGCAGUAGGUAC
Molecule: messenger RNA, 3619 nt
Organism: Lactuca virosa
Lineage: Eukaryota; Viridiplantae; Streptophyta; Magnoliopsida; Asterales; Asteraceae
Source: the annotation of a GenBank genome assembly